UUUAAAAAAUACGUAAUUUGAAACAUAAUGACGUGUAAAUCUAGACGAUCAAGGGUUUUUAUCGGCGUAGUCAUUCUUGUCACAUUUUACUAUACCUUCGCAUAUUUUGGAUACUAUGGAAAACGCCACUGUCUAACUUUUUGGAAUGAAGAGGUCACACCCCACAUGUUUUCCCCGUGGCGUUUGACUUGUAACCAGGCUGAGGAAAAGUCCAGAUUGGAAUCCUUUCUACUCCGGUACAGAAAUGAAUCGCGAGUUAUGUAUCACACGAAAAAGGAUGUUAACAAUGUACCAAUAUUAUCAACAAGUUUGACAGAAAAAAUCGACGCAAUUCAGCGGAUGGGGUGCGACCAGCCCAAUUUUAUGUGUGGACAUAAAGAUCGCUGCGGAUUGGCUUGUCAAAUUCAUCACAGAAUUGGCUGUCUUCUUAUUUCUUAUGUGACAAAUAUGCCGUUAAUUCACACCGUUGACCGUGACGAAUGGUCGUACUCUAACAAAUGGAGUGACGCAUUUCUUCCAAUGGGGUCAAAUUGUACGCCAGGAAAAAAUACGUACACGUGGGACUGGCUUCCAGAUCCAAAUUCUGCGUCAAAAUGUCACAACGUACUUCUGGACAAUUUCGGAACAGAAAUUCCUUACCCUCUCUCAUGGGGAAUACCCGUCACUCAAGAAUUUCAUAAUUCAAUUAACAGUCUCAAGCCAAAAAUUCCCGAUCCAUUCGUCUGGAUGAUCGGACAGUUUGCUAAAUACGCGAUGAGAUUAAACCAAACUAUGGAACAGAAAAUACAACUGUGGAAAAAAGAGGUUGGGUUUAACCCAGAAAAUGCUACAAUUAUUGGUAUGCAAAUCAGACGGACCGACAAGACUGACGAAGGUUUAGAUACAUUUCACGAGCUAGACGAGUAUUUUAUUGAAGCAGAAGCAUAUUUUAAGAAAAUUGAACUCUCUCAAAGUUCAGGGAGGGAAUCGCUUCCAAGAAUUGUGUACCUUUCCUCGGAUAACACUACCGUUUUAGAGGAUGCGAAGACUAGGUAUCCCUCCUGGAAAAUUAUCGGUUUCCAUUCUACUCUUUCGGAAUCAUUGACCAGUCGCAAACAUGGUCUUUUCGAAAUUGUGAGAGAUAUCGUGCUUCUUUCCGAAUGUGAUUACAUAAUUUGUGGACUAUCGUCAAAUGUUUGUCGACUCCUUUACGAAAUUCAAACUUAUAAAGAUUUUAUGUAUGAUUCUCCACACCUUAAAUCUUUGGAUGGUGAUUACGACUAUGCACUAAAAGGCUUACAUACAAUGUCCCGUGAAAAUAUGAAGAUUUGGACAAUUAGUGACAAAUUUGCACAAAAUUGUGUCUAAACUUUUAUCAAGCAAGCUGGAUUUUGGUACGUUUUUGAUAUUACUGUCAUCUUUACAAUUAUUAUUUAGUUUUAUUUAUUUAUUAGUGUGCGUAACUUAAUAAAAAGU
Molecule: messenger RNA, 1455 nt
Organism: Folsomia candida
Lineage: Eukaryota; Metazoa; Arthropoda; Collembola; Entomobryomorpha; Isotomidae
Product: alpha-(1,6)-fucosyltransferase
Exons: 7
Coding region: 28-1347 (439 amino acids)
Biological process (GO): protein N-linked glycosylation
Molecular function (GO): alpha-(1->6)-fucosyltransferase activity
Source: RefSeq, a predicted model, not a curated record